UUGCAGACCUAAGGGUAGUUUUUUCCUCAGACCUCCUCCUCACUUGUUGUUACAUGUGAGCAAUAAACUACAGCUGCUCCAUUGUUCUGUGGUUCUGCCUGCACACUUGUCAGGGUUGGAGCUACAGGAAUUGGACUUCAAACAUCCGUUUUCAUUCGCCCUGAGCUUAUUUUCGAGGAUAUGGAUGAGCAAAACAAAAUUUUACCCCGGCCCAUCUUCCGCAGAGAUGUGAGCUGGGAACCUUUCCCGAACUGGACUCAGCCAAGCCGCAUCUUUGCUCAAGAUUUCGGGCUCCCUCCUUUGCUGGAACCCAUUGACCUCGACUGGCUUGACUGGGCAAAGAAGAGGCUAACUUCUUUUUCCUGGCCGGGUUACACUCAGUCCCCACUUCUACCUCCGUUCACCGGCCGUCACCACAGUGAGCAGGACCAGAAGAAGUUAAGACACCUGACGAGUGGUGUGUCAGAGAUCCAAACCGGGCAGAACAGCUGGAAAAUUAGCCUAGAUGUCAGUCACUUUUCACCAGAUGAGAUAACAAUCACAACCAAGGAUGGGUACUUGCAAAUAUCAGGAACUCAUAAAGAGAGGCAGGAUGAGCAUGGAGUGGUUUCCAGGUGCUUCAACCGUAAAUAUAAGUUGCCACAGGGAGCUGAUUUGAGACACAUCAAUUCAGCGCUGUCUGAUGGAGUCCUUUCCGUAGAGACUCCCGUCUCUGGCACAUCUGUCAGCAACCCGAGUAGCGAGAUUGUUGUCCCAGUUCAGAUCAAACAGACAGAAGACGGUGAGAAGUGAACAAAAGACCCAACUGUGUGAUGUAGCAUUUUUGUGGCAGACAUAGAGAAAGGGAAACUAAAUUGUUGCAUCUUUUUUUAUGAUUAUUUAGUAAGUUUGCUUACGUUAUAUAUUGUAGUUUAUCGGCUUCUGUAGAUUAAUAUGAAACUUUUGUUUUUAAAGUCAGAUGAACACAUCCCAAACCUUUCUUCUCUGAAGCACAAAAACAGAUUUUAGCACAGGUUAGUUUUCUGAAUUCUUCAGCCAUUCUGUUAAGGUGAAUCAUCUUCAUAAUGCUGCCAUGAUAUCAUAUAAUCUACAAGUGUGAUAAAAUAACUUUGGCAAUGGCAAAAAUAAAUACAACAGUUUAAUAACUA
Girardinichthys multiradiatus is the source of this 1148-nucleotide messenger RNA. Its product is annotated as heat shock protein beta-1-like. Gene Ontology annotation, molecular function: protein folding chaperone. Gene Ontology annotation, biological process: protein refolding; response to heat. The coding region runs from base 181 to 792 and encodes 203 amino acids. The record is from RefSeq and is a predicted model, not a curated record. The transcript has 3 exons. Lineage: Eukaryota; Metazoa; Chordata; Actinopteri; Cyprinodontiformes; Goodeidae.